Molecule: messenger RNA, 774 nt
Organism: Puma concolor (puma)
Lineage: Eukaryota; Metazoa; Chordata; Mammalia; Carnivora; Felidae
Source: RefSeq, a predicted model, not a curated record
AUGCCUGGUCUGCUCUCUCCGCCGGCCCUGGUGCUGUCGGUGAUGGGGGCUCUGCUGAUGGCCGGGGACCCUGGGGAAGAGGUCUCCAGCACCCCGGCCCUGCCUGGAGGGCCAGCCACAGGCACCGGGGGUCUCAUCUUCCACCCGGAUUGGGACUGGCAGCCCCCGGGCAGUCCCCAAGACCCCCUGUGCCUGGUGACGCUGGACAGGGGUGGUAACGGGAGCGGCUCCCCGCUUCGGGUGGUGGGGGCGCUGAGAGGCUAUGAGCUCGCCUUCCUCGAGGCUGUGCGGCGGGCCCGCUGGGGUCCCCACGGCCUGGCCACCUUCGGAGUUUGCGCCCCCAGGGGCAGGCAGGCCGCCCUGUUCUCUCUGCGGCAGCUGCAGGCGUGGCUGGGGGAGCCCGGGGGGCGGCGGCUGGUGGUGCUGCACCUGGAGGAAGGAGAGCCCCAGACAGAGACCCCAGGGGUGCUCCAGGCUCCUCGUAUUGGGGCAAGGCCCUGCACCCGAUGUCUGGGUGUCAAGCCUCUCCAGAACCUCUGUCAGUCCCCGGACACCCGCUACCUGGUGCUGGCGGUGGACCACCCAGAAGGGGCCUGGCGCAGCCCGGGGCUCACCCUGACCCUGCAACCCCGCAGAGACGCUGCCUUGCUCCGGACCUUCAGCUUUUUGGGCUUUGAGAUUGUGAGACCGGGGCAUCCCCUUGUCCCCAAGAGACCCGACGCUUGCUUCAUGGCCUACACGUUUGAGAGAGAGUCUUCGGGGGAGGAGGAGUAG